Molecule: messenger RNA, 10727 nt
Organism: Pseudomyrmex gracilis
Lineage: Eukaryota; Metazoa; Arthropoda; Insecta; Hymenoptera; Formicidae
Gene: trx
Product: histone-lysine N-methyltransferase trithorax
Exons: 10
Coding region: 133-10347 (3404 amino acids)
Biological process (GO): positive regulation of DNA-templated transcription
Cellular component (GO): histone methyltransferase complex; nucleus
Molecular function (GO): protein binding; sequence-specific DNA binding; histone H3K4 methyltransferase activity
Source: RefSeq, a predicted model, not a curated record
UCGGAGAGCGUACGUCGCUUUAUAGUGUACGCGAGAGAGUCGGUGCGCCUCUCGGUCGUGGACACAAAUCGCGAGUAAAAUGGAAGCGGAAUUUCGCUGCGAGGUUGAAGUCUGUCGUUGAGAACAGUGAACAUGGGAAGGUCCAGGUUUCCCGGGAAGCCGUCGAAAGCGGCGACCAGGAAACGGAUCAAGGUGCUCGGCCAGCCUGAGACAGUGCAGACCGAUCCGGUAACCGUCGCCGAGAACAUCUACUUAGGACUUUCCCUGUUCAAUGAAACAUUCGGUGACAACGAGAAGGAACAUCCACCAUUCCAUGGAUUUAGCACUAAAGAGGCUAAUCUUUCUGCAUCCUACAUAAAAACUCAACAACACGAUGCAGAAAAAACCACCAAUAAAUUACCUUCCGUCUCACUAAAAACUCUUGCACCGCAGUCUAGCACGAAGAAUGUAACGGACAUCAAAGGUUCAACAAAUGCAACAAAUACAGAAAACAAUACGGAGAAGCUUGUCGACGCGAAUUCAAAACUAGACGAUUCCAUCAAAUCAGUGGUAAAUGUAAACACUAAAAAUAAUUCGAAACUCCAGAAAGGCAAAAGUCGCAAGAAUUGUAAGAAUAUUAAGUUUUCGAAUUAUUUGAAAACUCCGGUGCUAAAAUCUGUGAAUAACAUUUUGGAUCAACAUCAGAGAACUAGACAUUUACGUAACAGCACUGCAAAAAGAUUACUUCAGAGAGCGAAAUCAAAUGGCAGUAAUACGCGCAAUUUGGUGGUACAAUCUGGAGAAAAGUCUAGCACAGUGAGAAAAUUUGUUUUGCCGGUUCGUAGUGUGCAUUCAUCGAGAGUUAUUAAGCCAAAUAAGAGAUUUAUCGAAGAAUUGGAAGAAAUUUCUACAACAGAACACAGUGAGAACGAGAUUAACACUCAUGUGAAGAAGGCUAAAUUGAAUUCGGAUAAGUUUGGCAACCAGGAAUCAAAAUUAAAAGAUAGAGAGGCAAGAAACAAAUCGAAAAAACUUAUUCAGAUAGAUUCUAACGCCGAGAGUGUUACUCAGCAAACAAAAGAUACAGAUAAAUCAUUGAGUUCUGUACGAAGCGCACAAAUAUCAAAAACUCAUAGAGAAGUAAAGAAAUCUUAUACUAUAUCAUGUAAGAAUAAAAUAUCAAACAGCACAUCUAACAUUUGUAAUAACAAUCAGGAAUGCUCGCAGAAUGCGAGCAAGGCUGCACAAACUGCAAAAUCAACAGUUCCCAGAAAUCAGAAACAGAUUUCUAUUCCUACAAAAGCUCUUCCCGAAUCCAAUGUUCCAAACUUUGAGUCUUCCAGAGUUCAGACAAGAUCAGGAACUCAAGCCGAGAUAGCAGGGGAUUUAAGUGAUCAAGCAAACUGUGAAAGUGGUGCAGGAUUAACGGAAGGUGGCUGUGCAAAAUCCGAGGUUCAGUCUGAAAAUGGUAAUAAGAGUACAGUUGGUACAUCGAACAGUUUUGAGACAGAACCCAAUUUGUCUGAAAGUGAGAACGAGCAUAGCAAUCAUUCGGAAAAUGAGCAAUCGGAAUUCAGUGGAAUGAAACUCAAUGGUGGAAAAGUUAUAUUGAGGAAAGCGCGAUUGAAGUUGGAUAACAAGUGUUUAGCUGGAACAGAAGGACCAUUUUCAACAACGAGCAACAGUAACACAAUGGGAGGAAAUACUAAUUUAGGAUUAACAGGAACUAUAAAGUGCGGUGUUUGCGGCGCGGUGCGAUUUUAUCGGUUUGUGAAACAGGCGCGCAAGUUCGGUAUCCACAGUUGCGAAUCUUGCCGAAAGUUCAUAAGCAAGAUGAUCAAACGUCAGACGUGCGCCAAAUCCUCAAACAAUGUUCUUCCUGUUCUUCAGUGUCAUAAAGGCGACGGUUUAUGUUUAGUUCCGCCUGUGGUGAGAAGCCAGCAGUGGAAUCUCAUGAGAUGCGUUUAUAAAGCCAGAUGCCCGGCGUGUUGGUUAAAAAUGUGUUUGAAAUGUUACAACAUUCCACCCGCUCUGAGGACAGGUUUAAACGCAUUGUUACCACCGUUAAUGAGAGAUCCUCUGAGUAUAUCCUUGCCACUCGGUCAGGACGAAGAUGGUCAGGGACAAAAGUUGGGUAAGCUAAGUUGGCCCGCGGAAGAUAGUUCGGAAAGAAAUUUGUUUAAGUCCGCCAUGAGUUGGAAAAAUUUCGAAAUGGGACAGAAAACAAGUUAUCAGGGUACCGGAGGUUUUUUGUACACAAAAAUAGACAAAUUUGAUUCUUCAAUGACCAUAUCGCCCAACAAAAAGAGGAGAAAAAAUAAUAGAAUUAAAGUAAGAAAGAAAAUUAAAAACGCAGUGCUCACUUCGUCUACAAGCAACCAAUGUCCGCAACCUCUCAGACAGAGGCUUGAAUUGAAGGGGCCAAGAGUCAAGCACGUUUGUCGAAGCGCCAGUGUCGCUCUUGGUCAGCCAAUUGCAACUUUUCCUUCCGCAGAUGCGAAAGAAGACAGCGAACAUGGCAAAAACAUUCCAAAAACAGCUAAGGAACUCGAGAAAAUAGAAAAGAAGGAUGAUGUUGCAAAAGAAAGGGAGACGCAGAAACAUAACGAGGAUAGUAAUUUGAAUCAAAACGUUAACGUAACGCAACAAUCUUAUCCAAAAAGAGGAAAGUCGCAACAACAAAACGUAUCAACGUCGCAUUUUCCAGUGAUGUCUAAGGCAGCUACGGACACCUUGUAUACAGUCUCUGUAGACUUUUGGGAGCAAUACGAUCCUUCGGAAAUUGGAGCAAAAGGUUUUGCUCUUAUUGGUUCCGAGUUAUUUCACAUACCCGCUAUUUGCUAUUUAUGUGGAAGCGCUGGGAAAGAACCACUGAUACACUGUCAGUGCUGUUGUGAGCCAUACCAUCCCUUCUGUUUGGAACCCAGUGAAUGGAGUGCUUGCGCACAGCCAAACUGGUGUUGUCCUCGGUGUACAGUAUGUCAGUCCUGUCAUCUCAGAUCCGGUCCGAAAUUGUCUUGCAUUCGUUGUCGUCAGUCGUUUCACCACUCGUGUUUGUCGAAAUCCGGCGUUAGUUCGAGGUUGUACAGUCCGGAUCGACCCUACGUUUGUCAGAGUUGUAUCAAGUGUAAGAGUUGCGGUAGCGAAGGUGUCAGCGUUCACGUGGGCAAUUUACCUCUGUGCUCUAUGUGUUUUAAGUUAAGGCAGCAAGGAAAUUAUUGUCCUUUGUGUCAGAGAUGUUACAACGAAAACGAUUACGACACGAAGAUGAUGGAAUGUAACGAGUGUUCCUGUUGGGUACAUGCCCGUUGUGAAGGCCUUUCUGAUGAGCGUUACCAGAUACUUAGUUACCUGCCCGAUUCUAUCGAAUUUACGUGCAGUCAGUGCUCCUCCAACUCCUCGAACUCCGUAUGGAGAAAUGCUAUAGAAGCCGAGUUGAAAGCGGGAUUUAUUGGCGUGAUAAAAUCCUUGAGUAAGAACCGCAAGGUUUGCACGGCUCUUAAAUGGAGUCCUAGGAAAGAGUGUCUCUGUAAAUCGAACACGAGCAUGAGAAAACUCGAAUUUUCCGAUGGCAAAAAAGAGACGAAUUACGCAAGAGAAAACGAAGAUUCGGAAGAUUACAAGGAUACAGAUUCUAACUCGGAUACCAAUAAUGCGACAAAUAAGCCCGAUUUGGAAGAACCUACGACGGAUACUUCCAUUAGGAAAGGUCUACGGCGGUUGCGACAGAAGUUUCAUUUGAAGGAAUGUUCGGUCAGAGUGAAGAACUGUAUUCCAAAAGAUUCUCAAGAAAUUGAGAAAAAAGACCGAACAAAUUCGGAGUCGCUGAGUUCGUCGAAUGACAUCACGGAAUGCAAUUGUUCUGAGCAGCAGAUCAUCGCGAGACCAUCGCCAACUUUAAUGUCCGUAAAACAAAAAGUGACUAACAACGAGUACAAAUCUUUGUGGCAGUUUUAUUAUGAUAUGGAGCACGUGAUCAAUCGCGCAGGUUCGAAAGAUCUGACAAAAAUUUAUCACGAGAUACUUCAAGAAGUUUUUCCCUGGUUCAAUCCCAAAAAUGUUGAUUGUAUUGACGAAAACGACGACGCGUUAACGCCUUCUAAAAAUGUGUGCAAAGAUUCCUCGAAUCUGAUUCCGAUCAGAUUCGAGGAUCCUAAUCUGGAGACGUGGAAGGAAGAGUUGAUGAAAGCACCGAAAGCAAUCGCGGCUAAAACGGCAAAUUUGUAUAAUAUUCAUUUCGAGGAUAGCAGAUCGUGUUGUUUGUGCAAAGGUUUGGGGGACGAGAUAGAAACGAAAGAAGGCCGGUUGCUGUACUGCGGACAGAACGAUUGGGUUCACGCGAAUUGCGCGCUUUGGUCGAACGAAGUAUUCGAGGAGAUUGACGGUUCUCUGCAAAACGUUCAUAGUGCCAUUUCGAGGGGUCGUUUGAUUCGCUGCACCGAGUGCGGGAAAAAGGGCGCCAGUAUAGGAUGUUGCGCAAAGAAUUGCAACAACACCUUUCAUUUUCCAUGCGCACGAAGCGUCGGGUUAAUUUUCAAUGACGAUAAAACAGUAUUUUGCAUCUUGCACGCGAACAGUUCCGCACACAAACCUCUACAAAGCGAAAACGAGUUCAGUUUGAAGCGGUCGAUAUACGUAGAACUGGAUCGCAAAAAGAAGAAGUACGUGGAACCCAACAAGGUCAAGGUAAUGAUAGGUUCCUUGAUGAUCGACUGUUUGGGCACCAUUGUUCCUGAAUUCUCAGACACAACCGAGAAGAUAAUACCGUGCGAUUACAAAUCCUCCAGGCUCUACUGGUCCACAAUAAAUCCUUACAAAAUCGUGAGGUAUUGCGUCAGAACUUACGUGCAGAUGCAUAUUCCGGACGUCGCAUCCGACAUAGAAAACAACAUUACCAUCGAUCAUAGCAAAGAGCAGGAUAGAGAAGAAGUGGACGCACAGAAGGUUGCAUAUUUGGAUGUUAAACAAACUCUAGACACGCUUAUCGAUAUCGUGUGCAACAAAGAAGUCGAUGAGAAUUUGGCUGAACAGAACAACACUGACAUCUUACCACCGGAAUUGAAAGAGGCUAUAUUCGAGGAUUUACCGCACGAUCUGUUGGACGGAAUUUCCAUGCAGGACAUCUUUCCGAAAGUGUCCUAUGAGGAUUUCUUAGCUAUGGAUCUGAAGAAUGAUAGCUCUUUUACUGCGGAUUUGUUCAAGGACGACAUGUUACCGUCGGAAGUUGAAGAGACUACGAAACCAUCGGAGAACAAACUAUCCAAAAUAGAUCCGUCCUUGUUGGAAUUAGGGACGCACAAUGAUCUCUGGUUGCGACUCGAGGCAAAGACUGCGGUUCAGGAUCUUAUGGACGAUUUAUUCAAUUCAAAAAGUCAGAAGCGCAAUGGCAGAGAAUUAAAGCGGUCCAAAUCUGAGGUGAUGUCAAACAAUCCGCUGAUCGUCGGCGGUCAGCGACAUCAUCAACGCUCCUGUAGUCUCACAUGGAGCUGCAAAUUGGAUAACACUCACAGUUCCAACAUAAAGAGACGAAAAUUUCCCCGAAAUCCAUCCAGCACCAAGUCCAGCGAAACCGGCCUGAUUGUUUUAGAUGCGCAAAAUGAACGUUCGUCUAUGUUUCAUGAAUUAAUGAUCCCGGAAAGCAUCAUGGUCGCCAGAGUGAAUAGAGGAAACACGUCUAAUAUAUUGUCCGAUUCAAUGCGCGAAUUGAAAUAUUGCAUCGAGGAUUCUGCCGGACUGAAUCGUCGUAUGUUACCGGUUAGGGAUGAAGCAAAAGAACACAAAAGGUUAUAUUGGCAUCCGAGACAACAGCAACCACGAAUAGUACAGGUCGAUGGACCGUCUGACGCUAACAGCGCUAGUGAGUGCAGUUCGCCGGAAUAUAAUGCCGAUGAGAAAAAUACGAGCUUACAUCCGUCCGAAUCGAUUCCGCAAUUGGAUGGUAUUAACGACGAACAUUCGUCCGACGCGAGCGAGUCGAGUUCUGAAUUAGAUUUCAGUUUGUACACGCGGUCCUCGAAUUUUUUACACUCGAAAAAAAUUUUCGACUUCAUCAAGUCGCAGAAAGUAAAGAGCAACAAUGACAAUCUCGUCAUUGCUCCUCUUUCCAGAUGCGCUUUGUACAAGCCUAGCGUUUUAUUUAAAAAGAAAAACAUCAAGUUGAGUCUGAAGAUUCCGCAAGUAGACGGCGCAGGUGAUAUAUCGAGCGAUGACGAGUGUACUUCGUCGCAGCAGGUAGUGGCGCGCGAGAGAAUAAUCCAUACAUACGAGUCACCGCUCAAACACAUUGACCGACCCGUUACAUGUAAGAGAUGUUGCUGCACCUAUCGCACUCAGGACAGUUACAAUCGACACUUGGCUAGCUGCGACAUUAUGAUUACCAGUGACAGUGAUUCCGAGACUAUGGACAACAAGUUAUCGCCAGAGUCCAACUUUUCGUCGAGCGUCGGCUCGGUGUCGCCGCAGUUUAUCACACUUUCGCCGUCCGAGGGUCACACCUUGUCGACCGAUUAUACGGAUAUCCAGGCGACGUCACCUAUUGAGGCAUCUGUGCCAUCGCCUCAUCCGAGCAUUCAGAUCGAACCGAUUGCCCAAGCGAUCAUCACGCCGCAGAUUCAUACAGCACACGCCACAGUUGAGACCGUGCACCAAACAGUAUUAACGUCCAAUGACAUGAUCGUGCAGACUCAAUACACCCGCAGAACCACCACUCUGCCAAAUCCAACAGUAUUACCUCCUCAGGAGAGCACGGUACAGAUAACAGAGAUUACAGACCCGCCGUCCGUUUCCAGCGAUUCCAAUAUAACAGCGCAUAGGAUAGUAAACACACCGAUGAGCUCGCCGGAUAGCACGAGCUCACAGACCGCCCGUACUCCGGAUAUGUCCGUUUUUUCGUCAAUGGGUGUGCAGACCGCACACGAGUCCGCGCAGAUGCCCGCGCAGGUUGUUCGAGCGAGCUCCAAGACCAAGAAUCCUAGAGUGACCAAAUCGAAAACCAAAAGUGUCAAGCCGCAGCAACAACACAUCGUGAAAAAUGUCGUGCAAUCGACGCCGCAGAACAUCGCGCAUGCAAGAUUUCAGCCAGCGCCUGCGAUUCAGAGCGGCGCGGCGCCGAUCAUUCAGUUACAGCAAACCACGACUCAGAGACCAACUGUAAUACUCCAGCAAGUGGCAUCACCGGGAAUCGUAUCCGCUUAUGUAGAGACGUUACAACAACAAUCCGGACAGAACUUGCAGUACAUCACGACAAUCGGCGGAGGACAGCACGAGACUGGUUUCAAACCGCAAUUGAUCGCCACAAAUCCUCUGGUACCGGGCACCUAUAUACAGGCACCGUCUGCAGACAACCUGCUUACGCUGCAAAACGGCGGAAUAUCCAUACUGCCAAGCGUGCAGAUUGCGCAGACGCAGCCUACGGUGUUAGGUACCAUCAUACAGCAGCAACCCAGCGCGAUUCAGUGCGGCGUGAUAUCGUCGGAACAGCUCCUACUGAGCUCUGCACCUACUCUAGAAAUGUUUGCCGAUCCGAGCGGUGGUAUGUUCGUUUCGAAUCAACCGAUGUAUUACGGUCUGGAAACGAUAGUUAGCAAUACGGUGAUGUCGUCUAGUCAGUUUAUGGCAGGCGCGGUGCCACAGGUGUUGGCCAGCAGUUACCAGACGACGACGCAGGUGUUUCAGGCGUCCAAGCUAAUGGAACCCAUCGUAGAUGUGCAGGCUGUGCCGGGCGUACCUACGAUGACGACAGUACAGACAGUACAGAACGUAUCGGGAAUGCCAAACGUGCCUAGCGUUCAGAAUAUAACUGGCGUUCCAAACAUAGCCAGCAUACCUAAUGUGGCCAACGUGGCCAACGUGGCUAACGUGGCCAACGUGGCUAACGUGACCAACGUAGCCAACGUUACCAACGUGGCUAAUGUGGCUAACGUAACCAAUGUAGCCAACGUGCCGGCAGUGCCUGGUGGUUACGUAGUGGUAAAUCAACCAGCGCCACCACCACCGCCACCACCACCACCACCACCACCACCACCACCACCACCACCACCACCGCCACCACCACCACCAACACCAGCACCAGUAACAGUAUCCGCUCCGGCACCAACACCAGCGCCUGCACCACCAUUACCGGCACCGCCACCGCCACCGCCAACGGAACCAAUUGCGGCAUCACCACAGAUCAAUAUUUCUGCGGCGCCACAAGAUCAAGCUUUUGGUAACGUCACAUGCAACACUGUGUCAUCAGUACCAUGUCAAAGUACAAUUGUAGAACAACCGGUAACAUCGAUGAUUCAAGUGGCAAACGUGUGCCCGUCCAACGUUCACAGUGUGGCUACUGUUUCUGCGACGCCGUCAAGAAUAGCGUCACCCACGAAGUUGUCACCGCCACCGUCGAGUGCGAUACCGACAAUACCACGUGUUGCCGUACGACCCAGUCCAGCCGCACAUUCGAUCACACCGUUGAAUCAAGGAACGGCUUGGAAGAUCACCGAAUCACUGUUUGGCACUGAUCAAUUGAUGAACAACAGUGUGCGGCCGUACUUCGAUUCGAAACAUGUCUCAGAAAAUACCAGUAUGAUCAAAUCUAGCAUAUCAUCGUCCAAAAUAUCGCCUCUACCGAAUCAUUAUAUCACACAAAGAAAUCUAUCUGUAAAUAACAAACCGAAUCACAGUAUAAAUAAUAAUGUUCAUAAAAGUUACAACGGCAGCAUUGCACCGAGUUCUAACUGCACAAAUACAAAUGUAAGCAACAACAAUAUGACCGUUGUCACUAACGCCGUAAGUUCUACGCUGAAUAAGAUCUCGAUGCCGAUGAGCAACAGCAUGCCGACCAGUCGACCUAUGAACAGGGUGCUACCGAUGCAAGCCGUAACACCGAAACAAGACCCAGCGAAGAAAGACGAUUUGGCGAUUGAAGAACCGACCAAACCUCUAAUCAAACCAGCCGAGCCGGAAAUCGUGGAAUCGAAGAAAACUUUCGAAGAAAUAGUGCCGAUUAAGAAAUCCGAAGCUACACUUAACAUCAACGAUGGUUUUAAACUUAAAACGGAAACGAUAGAGAAGGUGAAAGAGAAUCUCAAGCUUGAGCUCGACAAAGAAAAGAAACUUCAAAAUACGUCGUUGAAAAUAGUACUACAAAAACAGUUGCAGGAUGGCUCUUACAAGAUAACACGCAACAUGAAAGCUGUCACACAGAGCAAGAAGGUGCCGCAGGUAACAUCCGUAGAAAUAUUGCCGUCAAAACAGGCAGGACCUCAGAUCGCGUCUCUACAAUUGCUACCAAUCAAAACGUUCACGCUCAAGACAAAUAAGAUCGAGGACAAGGUAAAGCCCGUGGAGACGAAGGUGAACAUACUCAAAACGAAGACGCCGCCUGUGGCUGUGAAGAAACCCAGAAUAGUAGCAAAAUCUAUCAGAUCGGUGCGAAGUAGUCCGCAACAGAAUACACAUCAGGCGCAGAAAAACAGCCCGAAAGGACCGAUUUUAAUGUAUGAGGUCAAAUCGCAGGACGGCUUUGUUCACACAGCCUCGUCUAUGGCUGAGGUCUGGGAAACAGUUUUUCAAGCGGUUCAAAAGGCCCGCAAGGUUCACAAUCUACCUCCUCUGCCUCAUAAUGCUUUGUCCGAGAGUCUUGGCCUGGAUAACAACGCUACCGUCUACUUGGUCGAGCAAUUACCAGGUGUCAACAGGUGUACCAAAUAUAAGCCCAAAUUUCACACACUGGCACCACCAAAACCCGGUGAGAUAGAGAACGAACUGCCUGCAGUGUGUGAUAACGGAGCGGCUCGAGCAGAGCCUUUCAAGAGCAGAAAAGUACACGAUAUGUUUAGUUGGUUGGCGUCACAGCAUAGGCAACAACCCAAGAUGAUUGCCAUAUCGGAGGCAGAAUCCAGGCGAGCCGCGAGUACCAAUCUGCCGAUGGCAAUGCGUUUUAGGAUACUUAAAGAGACAUCAAAAGAAUCUGUUGGCGUAUAUCAUUCCCAUAUACAUGGUAGAGGACUAUUUUGUUUAAGAGAUAUCGAGGCUGGUGAAAUGGUUAUUGAAUACGCUGGUGAAGUUAUUAGAUCUUCUUUAACUGACAAACGAGAAAAGUACUAUGAUAGCAAGAAUAUAGGCUGUUAUAUGUUUAAAAUCGAUGAUCACCUCGUUGUUGACGCUACUAUGAAAGGAAAUGCAGCUAGAUUUAUCAAUCACUCAUGCGAGCCGAACUGUUACUCGCGAGUGGUAGACAUUCUAGGUAAGAAACACAUACUAAUCUUCGCUCUUCGCCGCAUCAUUCAAGGAGAAGAGUUGACGUACGACUACAAAUUCCCAUUUGAGGAUAUCAAGAUCCCUUGUACUUGUGGUUCCCGCAGAUGUCGCAAAUACCUCAAUUGAGACUGCAUAUACAGCUUAUCCUAAGCAACCGAAGAGACCGACGACACAGAGAUAAAAUAUUGUGCUAUAUAAUUGCGCGCGCUUUCAAAUAGGAUUCAUUUUGUUGAACGUUGUUCAUUUUACUCAUUAUCAAACUAUUUUCAGAGAUCGCAGCUUUUUAUUACUCUAUAAAAGAAUAUAGAUUAUACAUUUUAAAUAUUAGAAAAAAAAAAAAAAAAAAACCAGAUAUAUAAUAACGCGAAAGAGCACGGCGGUUACGAGAAUGUUACUUUAGACAGCUACGUUGUGUAGUUGAUUUUAACGGAGGUCUAUACACACUUAUACCUAUAGCAAUAAACGAUUCAAGUAUGUCCCGCUUUCGUAUCCAAAACGUAAAAAAA